GAGCCGUUUCUUUUAAUUAUUAUAUUUAAAUUAAAAUAUUCAUAAAUAAAAUUCUAAUUUUAUUUGUUUAAAUGUAUUAUUAAAUGCAAAAAUAUAAUUUCGUCGGCCUAAUUUCAAAACUCUAUCUACAUUUUUUAAUUUUUUUUUGAGGAAGCUACAUUUAUUAUUUGGGAAUAUUAAAUGACAUACCACAAUAUAUUGAGCAAUAUAGAUAUAUUAUCGUUUCAGUCUUAAGUCCAAAUACAAGGGUUUUAGUUUUAGUGCACACCAAAUUAGCAGUUGCUACAAUUUAUAGCAGAGAAAGAGCAUCAAUGGCCGCUGCUGCUCUCACCUCCGCCCGCUUAUUCAAACUCAAGACCACCAACUAUUCAGCUGAAUGCCCUUCUGCCAACAACUCCUUCAAAUUGAAGCCGAUCAUGGCCACCCUCACUGCCGCACCCACCGUUGGAAUCUCUGAAACUUUCUCCAGAUUGAAAAAACAAGGAAAAGUGGCACUCAUUCCGUAUAUCACAGCUGGUGACCCUGACCUUUCAACAACUGCAGAAGCGCUAAAGGUCCUCGACUCAUGUGGCUCAGACAUUAUUGAACUGGGUGUACCUUAUUCAGACCCUUUAGCCGAUGGUCCUGUUAUCCAGGCUGCUGCAACACGAGCAUUAGCCAGAGGAACCAACUUUGAUAUGAUCAUUGCAAUGUUGAAGGAAGUGGUGCCUCAAUUAUCUUGUCCAGUUGCAUUAUUCUCAUAUUACAAUCCAAUACUCAAACGUGGUGUGGAGAAAUUCAUGAGCACUUUGCAGGAAACUGGAAUACAUGGACUUGUUGUUCCAGAUGUGCCUCUAGAGGAGACUGAUAUAUUGAGAAAGGAAGCUGCCAAUAAAAAUAUUGAAUUGGUGCUGCUGACAACACCAACCACUCCAACAGAAAGAAUGAAAGCCAUUGUUGAAGCAUCAGAAGGUUUCGUCUACCUUGUGAGCUCGGUGGGAGUUACUGGAGCACGAGCAUCUGUCAGUGACAAGGUUCAAACUCUUCUAGUGGACAUCAAGGAGGCAACGAGCAAGCCAGUAGCAGUUGGUUUUGGCAUAUCGAAACCGGAACAUGUUAAGCUGGUGGCCGAUUGGGGAGCAGAUGGUGUGAUUGUUGGUAGCGCCAUCGUAAGAAUACUUGGUGAUGCAAAAUCACCUGAAGAUGGGAUAAAAGAACUAGAGGUGUUCACCAAAAGCUUAAAGUCCGCCCUUGUAUGAUCAACAACGUCUAGAAUUGCAGAAAAACUGAAUUACCCACAUAUUUUUGUUUGUUAUGAAUAAUAAAUAUUCAGUUUCCUUCUCUUCAAGUUAAAACAUUGUUGUUUGUUGUUGUUUCUUCUCUUAUGGAGUGUUCUAUUUUUAGAGCUUUA
This is a messenger RNA of Salvia miltiorrhiza (redroot sage), 1390 nucleotides long. Its product is annotated as tryptophan synthase alpha chain. Lineage: Eukaryota; Viridiplantae; Streptophyta; Magnoliopsida; Lamiales; Lamiaceae. The coding region runs from base 312 to 1238 and encodes 308 amino acids. The record is from RefSeq and is a predicted model, not a curated record. Gene Ontology annotation, cellular component: cytosol; chloroplast. Gene Ontology annotation, biological process: L-tryptophan biosynthetic process. Gene Ontology annotation, molecular function: tryptophan synthase activity. The transcript is spliced from 9 exons.